This is a messenger RNA of Gamsiella multidivaricata, 1950 nucleotides long. RefSeq names its product RNA polymerase I. Lineage: Eukaryota; Fungi; Mortierellomycota; Mortierellomycetes; Mortierellales; Mortierellaceae. The transcript has 5 exons. Gene Ontology annotation, cellular component: RNA polymerase II, core complex. The annotation marks the transcript as partial. Gene Ontology annotation, molecular function: DNA binding. Gene Ontology annotation, biological process: DNA-templated transcription. The record is from RefSeq and is a predicted model, not a curated record.
AUGUCGGUGGCCAAGAUCGAGCACCCAGAGCUGAUCGACGAAGGCACGAAGAGACCCAAGAUGGGCGGCUUGCAUGAUCCGAGGAUGGGAACUAUCAACCGCAACUUCAAGUGUCAGACCUGCUCUGAGGGCAUGGCCGAGUGCCCUGGACAUUUUGGGCACAUUGAACUUGCCAAACCUGUUUAUUUGAAUGGUUUCCUUACCAAGGUCAAAAAGAUCCUUGAGUGCGUCUGUUACUCGUGCUCAAAGCUCAAGGUUGACGAUAAUAACAGCAAGUUUGUGCGAGCCCGCCGUAUUAGAGACCCCAAGGUCCGUCUGAAGGCGGUGUGGGAGCUCGCAAAAUCAAAGAUGGUGUGCGAGGGAGGUGACGACAUUGACGGAGAGAUGGGCGACGAGAUGGAGGUGGACGAACAUGGAAACCCACAGCCAAAGAAGAAGUCGCACGGGGGAUGUGGACACCGCCAACCAAUCUUUCGCAAGGAAGGACUCGGACUGAGCGUCAACUUUAAGGCGAAUGCCAACGAUGACUCUCAACCCGAAGGAAAGAGAACGCUUUCACCUAGCGACGCAUAUCACAUUUUAAAGCGUAUCUCGGACGAGGACGUUGAGGCAAUGGGAUUGUCGCCAGAGUUUGCGCGCCCUGAGUGGAUGAUCAUGACAGUGCUGCCGAUCCCUCCUCUCGCUGUACGCCCUAGUAUUCAAAUGGACGGAUCGAGCACAGGAGAGGAUGACUUGACGCAUAAGCUGUUUGCGAUCAUCAAGACUAAUGCGGACGUGUACAAGUGUGCACAGGACGGAACACCGGCGCAUUUGCUUCAGCAACAUGAACAACUGCUUCAGUACCAUGUUGCCACAUACAUGGACAACGACAUUGCUGGUCAGCCACCAGCAGCACACAAGAACGGAAGACCUCUCAAAUCGAUCCGUGCUCGUCUGAAGGGAAAGGAAGGUCGUCUUCGUGGAAACUUGAUGGGAAAGCGUGUGGAUUUUUCGGCUCGUACUGUCAUUACAGGAGACCCUAAUCUGUCGAUCGAUGAAGUCGGAGUUCCUCGCAGUAUUGCGCGCACUCUCACGUACCCAGAAUUGGUCACACCUUACAACAUCGACAAAUUGCAAGAGCUGGUCAGGAAUGGACCUACGGAGCAUCCUGGAGCAGUUUAUGUGAUCCGUGACGAUGGACAGCGUAUUGAUCUGCGGUGGAACAAGCGCGAGGUACCCUUGCAGCUUGGAUGGAAGGUAGAGCGCCACAUUAACGAUGGUGAUGUGGUCAUUUUCAACCGUCAGCCGUCGCUGCACAAGAUGUCGAUGAUGGGACAUAAAAUUCGCGUGAUGCCGUACUCGACCUUCCGACUGAAUCUGUCUGUCACAUCGCCAUAUAACGCCGAUUUUGACGGAGACGAAAUGAACCUGCACGUCCCACAGUCAGUGGAGACCCGCGCCGAGAUCACGGAGAUUUGCAUGGUCCCCAAGCAGAUUGUGUCACCCCAGUCAAACAAGCCAGUUAUGGGUAUUGUGCAGGAUACGUUGUGUGGAGUCCGCAAGUUUACGAAGCGCGAUUGUUUCUUGACCAAGGAGACGGUGAUGAACCUGGUGAUGUGGGUUCCUGGCUGGGAAGGAUUUCUGCCAACACCCGCGAUUUUAAAGCCCAAGCCGCUAUGGACCGGAAAGCAGAUGGUGAGCAUGAUUAUUCCCAAGGGCAUCAACUGUAUCACAUUUCAUUCGACACAUCCGGACAACGAAGUGAGUGACAUCUCGCCUGGAGACACCAAGGUCAUUGUGGAGAACGGCGAGCUGAUCUGCGGUAUUGUGUGCAAGAAAACGGUGGGAACAUCUGGAGGCGGCUUGAUCCACGUCAUUAUGAACCAACACGGCCCCGAAGUGGCAAAGACGUUCUUCAAUGGAUGCCAAACGGUCGUCAACUACUGGCUGUUGCACUACGGUUUCAGUAUU